CCGAGAUUGAUAGAGAAGUAAAUGAUCAUAUGGUUGAAGGAGAGAGUAAUCUCAGAAGUGACAUAAAUAUGGUGACAGAAGCCGUUGUUGAGAAGCAGCAUGCACAGGAGGGUGUGACACGUGAGUUGAUGCAGGGAAAAGAAGUUGUUGUUGAGAAGGAGAAUGCAGAGGAUGUUAUGAGAAGUGAGGUAAUAAAGGGCAAAGAAGCAAUGGUUGAGGUUGAAGUGGAGAAAGAUUUGAGCACUAAUACACCGAAGGGUAAGGAGAAAGUUGUUGAGACUCAAUGCAGAGUAGAUUUUUGUUGGAGAACGAUGACAACGUACUUGUUGAGGCGUGAAAGUGGUGGCAGACUUGAUGGAUGGUGGCAUGGCCACCAUUAGUGGAGGCGCCAAUCUUGGAGGCCUGGAAACGUACAGGGCACACCAUUUGCGCAGCAGGGGAAUCACAUAUGCGCAUCAAAGGCCCUUGUGAACUCUUCAUUAAGGGCAUUUUUGUCCAACUAGCUCUUUUUAGUCUUAUUUUUGUCCAAUAAAACAUAGUAGUCCUGUUUUUGCAAUUCUAACUUCUUUUAGUCCUAUUUAGGCAAAUCUCUCAAUAAAAUAAGGUUUAGUCACUCUUAUAAGUUGAAGUUUUAUUGUUUUUAUUCUAUCAUGAAGACUGC
Molecule: messenger RNA, 661 nt
Organism: Cuscuta europaea
Lineage: Eukaryota; Viridiplantae; Streptophyta; Magnoliopsida; Solanales; Convolvulaceae
Source: the annotation of a GenBank genome assembly